Messenger RNA from Colletes gigas, 1515 nucleotides. RefSeq names its product adiponectin receptor protein (gene AdipoR). Gene Ontology annotation, biological process: adiponectin-activated signaling pathway. Gene Ontology annotation, cellular component: plasma membrane. The record is from RefSeq and is a predicted model, not a curated record. NCBI's taxonomy places the organism in Eukaryota, Metazoa, Arthropoda, Insecta, Hymenoptera, Colletidae. The transcript has 8 exons. Gene Ontology annotation, molecular function: signaling receptor activity. Bases 237 to 1487 code for a protein of 416 amino acids.
UAAAUGUUGACACGUGGUAUGGUAUCUAGUAUUCGGCUAUUUUCGACAUCUGUCGUGGCAAUGAACAACUGAAAAUUAGUAGUCGCAUAAAAUAGUUUGUACCCACUAAAAGCAUGUUUUGAAUUAUUUAUGUUUAUUUAUUACGGUGAAACUUCAAAUUUUCUCGACGUAAAUGUAAAAGUUAGGAGAUUUGUCGUGCGACGGAAACUUGAAGGUAUUUAUUACAAUUCAAAACCAUGUUGCAUUACGAGGAUUUCAUCGUUGAGGACAAAGGGAGCGAUGAAAACAGUACAACAGAAGCAGGAAUUCGUCAUAGAAUUCCAUGGAGCGAUCGUGUAUCGUUAAAUAGCGAAGUGCCAGGCUUGCAUGAAGUUAAAGAAUUGUUGGAUGAUGACGACGCAAGCUGUUUGGCAGAAGAAGAAGAUGGAGUUGGCUGUCCUUUACCUUCUACUCCAGAAGAUGAUCAUCUUUUGGAUUGCGAGAUGACAGAGGUAUUGAAAGCUGGUGUAUUAAGCGAUGAAAUUGAUCUUGGUGCAUUAGCACAUAAUGCUGCAGAGCAAGCUGAAGAAUUUGUUCGCAAGGUGUGGGAAGCAUCGUGGAAACAAUGUCACUUUAGAAAUCUCCCAAGAUGGUUACAAGAUAAUGAUUUCUUACAUGCUGGUCAUAGACCACCUUUACCAUCAUUUUAUGCUUGUUUUAAAAGUAUAUUUCGAAUUCAUACUGAAACUGGAAAUAUUUGGACUCAUUUACUUGGAUGUGUGGCAUUUAUUGGCAUAGCUAUAUUUUUCAUAACACAGUCUCCUAUAGAAAUACAAUUGGAAGAAAAAUUGGUGUUCGGUACAUUCUUUGCUGGUGCUAUCAUAUGUCUAGGAAUGUCAUUUGCCUUUCAUACAGUACACUGCCACAGCGAAUGUGUUGGAAAGUUAUUUUCAAAACUUGAUUAUUGUGGAAUAGCUAUGCUAAUUAUGGGUAGUUUUGUACCAUGGUUGUAUUAUGGUUUUUACUGUGAUUAUCAACCUAAACUUAUUUACUUAUCUGUGGUCGUAAUACUUGGUGUAACAAGUAUUGUCGUAUCAUUAUGGGAACGAUUUGGUGAACCAAGUUACAGACCAUUAAGAGCAGGUGUUUUUAUGGGAUUUGGUCUUAGCGGGGUAAUACCAGCAGUUCAUUAUGCCAUUGCAGAGGGUUGGUUUAAAGCAAUUAGUCAAGCUUCCCUUGGAUGGUUAAUAUUAAUGGGAUGUUUAUAUAUCUUAGGUGCAAUGUUUUAUGCAUUAAGAGUACCUGAACGAUUUUUCCCUGGCAAAUUUGAUAUUUGGUUUCAGAGUCAUCAAAUUUUCCAUGUAUUAGUAAUUGCUGCUGCUUUUGUUCAUUACCAUGGAAUAACUGAGAUGGCUAUGUAUAGAAUGACAAUAGGAGACUGUACAAAUCCAUCGCAGAGAAUUAUGAGAAAAAUGUCCGGAUCCGUGGAACGAUGCUAUAUUAAAUAAAUACGAUAAACGAUAUUAAUAUACAAAC